Auanema sp. JU1783 is the source of this 797-nucleotide messenger RNA. NCBI's taxonomy places the organism in Eukaryota, Metazoa, Nematoda, Chromadorea, Rhabditida, Rhabditidae. The record is from the annotation of a GenBank genome assembly.
AUGACGUUUCAUUUGAAACUGCAGGAUGAGGUGAAACUUACCUUUCUCUACACAGUUGUUCUACUUUACUUCAUAGUGAAAGUCUUUGUAUUCAUUCCGAACUUGGUUGCUGUGCAGGAAGAUCCGUUUGUUUCCGGCGAUUUUUUCCGGUCUAUCUCGAACUUCGUAAUUUAUACGGAAAAACAGGCUUAUCAGUUAAUUCAUACAUACAAAAUAGAAAAUGGUUCCAUCAUUUUCAUCGAACCCUCAUUACUCUGGGCGGUCAGAGAGUUCCAGCUUAGAAACCGAAAUUUCUACAUUCUGAUUACUCAUGAUAAUGAUCUGUCUGUUCCUGGAAACUUCCGACACUAUUUAGACGAUCCAUACCUCAUUCGAUGGUUUGGUCAAAAUACUGACUAUCGCCAUCCCAAACUGGAAGGUCUCCCGAUCGGGAUAGCCAACGCACAUUGGGUGCAUGGGAACCAGGAACGUCUAUUGAGAAUAGGGAAAGAGAAGAAAAGUACAGCUGAAAUAUUCAAAGGGCUGUUUGUUGGUUUCAUGGCUGAUACGGAUAUAAGGCGAAAGCCCCUAAAAGAUUAUUUCUGCUCUGGAUAUCAUAACUGGACAUACUGCGUCAAGACUAGAACAUCAGUUGAAGACUAUUUGCGGAAGAUAGGAACCAUGCAGUUCGUUCUGUCUCCAAGAGGAAAUGGACUUGAUUGCCAUCGAACGUGGGAAUCUAUCGCUAUGGGAGCUAUUCCAGUAGUGGAGACCAGCACACUAGAUGACAUGCUGAUGACAGAACGAGUGCUGAUAGU